Messenger RNA from Dendrobium catenatum, 1741 nucleotides. RefSeq names its product ELMO domain-containing protein A-like. The transcript has 9 exons. The record is from RefSeq and is a predicted model, not a curated record. The coding region runs from base 407 to 1186 and encodes 259 amino acids. NCBI's taxonomy places the organism in Eukaryota, Viridiplantae, Streptophyta, Magnoliopsida, Asparagales, Orchidaceae.
AGAGAAAACAAUACAGAAGAGAGAGAAGGGAGAAGGGAGGCUCUCAAGCUGCCGCUUCCAGCAUCUCUCUGCCGACUUUCUAAACCCUAGAGGUCAGAAGAAGCCCUCUCUACCCCAUUCUCUUCCUUUAUCCGGUUGGCGGGGACUCCUCUUUCUUUUCUGGCGCCCUGACAUACAACGGAGAUCCUUGUUUCAUUACACCUCGCCUUUUCCUCUCUGAGAGAACCGCUGUUUUAAUCGGAUGGUUUUGAGAUCGCAGCGGCUGCUGGGGCUCUAGCGAUUCGAAAUUCGCUUCUGUUCUUUUUGGGUUGGAUGGAGGGGAGUUCCGAGGUUAGAUCCGUGCUUGAGAGGUCUGCCUGAUUGAUGAUUGGGCCUUUUGGACGCUUAGGACAAAGACGGGUUGGUAAUGGAAGAGAACCGAGAGUCUUCUGUGGCUGUGAGAACGAUCCGGGGGCUGGAUUACGUGAACAAUUGCAACGCGUCGUCCGGGUCAAGUGCAUGGAUUGGAAAGGGACUUUCCUGUGUUUGCGCCCAGAGAAGAGAAACGGAUGCUCGAAUAUUGGUUGAACUUACCCCCUUGCAGGGAGAAUGUCUGCGAAGGUUACAAAAUCGUAUAGAUGUUACUUAUGAUUGUUCAAAGCUAGAGCACCAGGAAGCCUUAAGAGCCCUAUGGCAUGUAGCAUUUCCUGAUGUUAAAUUACAUGGUUUGAUAUCUGAACAAUGGAAGGAGAUGGGGUGGCAAGGGAAAGACCCAUCUACAGAUUUUAGGGGUGGAGGAUUUAUAUCAUUGGAGAAUUUAUUAUUCUUUGCAAGAACUUUCCCUAAAUCCUUUCAAGAUCUUCUCUGGAAGAGAGUGGGUAACCGAUCCUUGUGGGAGUAUCCCUUUGCUGUUGCUGGUGUGAACAUAACAUUCAUGCUGAUACAAAUGCUUGAUCUCCAAGCUGCAAAACCAAGGACAAUGAUGGGAGCGCUGUUCUUAAAGAUACUCGCAGACAAGAGAGCCUUUGAUUUACUAUACUGCAUUACUUUUAAAAUGAUGGAUCAUCAAUGGCUCACCAUGCAGGCUUCCUACAUGGACUUCAAUGCGGUUUUGAAAGCUACACGGCGUCAGCUGGAGCGUGAGUUUUUGCGGGAAGAUAUACAGCGUUUGCAUGACAUGCCUUCAUUCAGGCUCCUCGUUCGGUAGUUAAUUCUGCUUCACUUGUCUUUGCUUAUACAGCUUUUGCAUGAUAUGUCUUCUCUUACGAAAUCGAAAAAUUAUCACGUGUGGUCACUGGAUCAUCCGGAGGUCAAUCAGGUCACGUCAUGUCAUCUGAUACAGUGGUUACACAGUCACUGUACACUAUAAAUUGGUGAUGCGGCGCGUCCAAAGAGGCCAAUCCGCAUCAUGACAUCCGAUACACAAUGGUACACACAGUUACAGUACUCCAUAAAUUGGUGAUGCGGUGUGUCCUGAUUGACCAACGGACGACGUCGGUAACCACGCUUAAUAAUUUUGCUGACAUCUGCUUUGCAGUCAUUGGUUUUCUGAAUAGAGGUCAGUUGGCCUGUUGCUUUAUUCCAUUUUUAUUUAGUGUGCGAGUUUGGCCUUCAUUUGAUUUUGCGAGUUUUCACAAUGUUCCAUCUUAUUUAAUUUGAUUAUUGUUCCAAGUUAUAGAUGUCAAAUGGCUAAAAUUUAUUCUAGAAUAUUCUCAAGAAAUUUUAAUCGUGAUGAAUAUAAAAUCUGUUGAAUUUGCUUUAA